Molecule: messenger RNA, 3162 nt
Organism: Malassezia restricta
Lineage: Eukaryota; Fungi; Basidiomycota; Malasseziomycetes; Malasseziales; Malasseziaceae
Product: ATP-dependent Lon protease
Exons: 1
Coding region: 1-3162 (1053 amino acids)
Biological process (GO): mitochondrion organization; protein quality control for misfolded or incompletely synthesized proteins; chaperone-mediated protein complex assembly
Cellular component (GO): mitochondrial matrix
Molecular function (GO): ATP-dependent peptidase activity; ATP hydrolysis activity; ATP binding
Source: RefSeq, a predicted model, not a curated record
AUGAUGCCGACACGACAAUCUAUACGGCGUGUGUGGACCACCGCCACUGGUGCGCGCAUCAAAAGAUGUGCACCUGUUGGUAAAAAAUUAUACGGUGUUCGUGCUACACAUUUGCGCGCCACCCAAAUCAUGACACCCGUGGCACAUAUGAACACAAGCACGCGGUGCAUGUUGCCCAGGAGCAAGAAUCCCACACCACGUGUUGUCAUUGUGCGCGAGGAUGACGAAAAAAGACCAACUAGUGUGAAAGCGUCAGACCGUGGCGACGAUGAUCCUGCACAAAACGAUCAGGCGCCUGCCUCUCAGAGCGGCGACGAGGGCGAGGGAAGCAGCGCAUCCGGUUCAUCAGGCCAUGAUGGAGACAACAACAACAACAACCACGAUGAUGACUCGAAAGGAGAGGGGAAGGGCUCGUUGCUACUCUCACGCAAUUCUGUCCCCUCCGUGUACCCACAGGUCCUAGCGCUACCCAUCACUCGUCGGCCUCUAUUCCCUGGAUUUUACAAGGCUGUGGUCAUCAGAAACCCACAUGUGUGCGCUGCCAUCAAGGACGCUAUGAAACGUGGCCAGCCAUACGUCGGAGCGUUUUUGCUAAAGGACGAGGAAGAAGACUCCGACGUGAUCGUCAGCAUGGACCGCGUGCACCGCGUCGGUGUAUUUGCUCAAAUCACGAGCAUUUUCCCCGCACACUCAGGGUCGAAGAUGGAUGAUUCUGAAGAGGGUAUCACAGCUGUCUUGUACCCGCAUCGACGUAUCGUCAUCGAUGAACUCAUUACGCCCAUGCCGAAGGACCAGCCCGUGCCCUCUCAGCCACCCGAGGCGCCGAAAGCCGUCGCAGAGCAAGAAAACCAAGAAGACGAGUCGGACGACACAUCCAGCAUACCAUCUCACAACCCACCUUUUCAGACCGCCUUUUUGCAUCAGUACGAGGUCUCACUUGUCAAUGUCACCAAUCUUCAAAUGGAACCCUACGAUCGCAAGCCAAGCCAGUACACGCGUGCGGUCAUGUCAGAACUCAUUAGUGUUUUCAAGGACAUUGCUAACUUGAAUCCUCUUUUCCGUGAUCAAAUUGCCAACUUUAGCAUCUCGCAGGGUGCUGGCAAUGUGUUUGAAGAACCUGAGAAACUAGCUGACUUUGCUGCGGCCGUGUCCAGCAGCGACACGGAAGAAUUGCAGGGCGUGCUAGAGUCGAUGAAUAUUGAAGAUCGGCUGCAAAAAGCCCUCCUUGUACUCAAGAAGGAGCUAGUCAAUGCUCAGCUGCAAAGCAAGAUCAGCAAGGACGUUGAAAACAAAAUUCAGAAGCGCCAGCGUGAGUACUACUUGAUGGAACAGAUGAAGGGCAUCAAAAAGGAGCUCGGUAUUGAGUCUGAUGGCAAAGACAAGCUCAUUGAAAAGUUCAAGGAAAAGGCCUCCAAACUGAAUAUGCCUGAGGCCGUACGGACCGUAUUUGAUGAGGAGCUCGCCAAGCUUCAGACACUCGAGCAGGCCGCAAGUGAAUUCAACGUUACGCGUGGCUAUCUCGAAUGGCUCACCAGUAUUCCAUGGGGUGUGCACUCACCUGACAAUUAUGCCAUUUCACGCGCAAGCGACGUACUUGACGAAGACCACUUUGGCCUUAAGGAUGUCAAGGAUCGAAUCCUUGAGUUCCUUGCCGUUGGCAAACUGCGCGGUACGGUCGAGGGCAAGAUUAUUUGUCUGGUCGGUCCGCCCGGUGUAGGUAAGACGUCGAUCGGCAAGUCCAUUGCCCGCGCUCUGGACCGGCAAUUUUACCGCUUUAGUGUUGGCGGCUUAAGUGACGUGGCUGAAAUUAAGGGACAUCGCCGGACGUAUGUCGGCGCCAUGCCAGGCAAGGCGAUCCAGGCACUCAAGAAGGUCGGCACGGAAAAUCCUCUCAUUCUGAUUGACGAAGUGGACAAGCUGGGCCGUGGCUACAAUGGCGAUCCAUCGUCAGCGCUGCUCGAAAUGCUGGAUCCCGAGCAGAACAGUUCGUUCAUGGAUCACUACAUGGACGUACCUGUGGACCUAUCCCGUGUGCUAUUUGUGUGCACGGCCAACACGUUGGGCACGAUUCCCCAGCCGCUGCUCGACCGUAUGGAGGUGAUUGAGGUGUCGUCGUACACGGCCGAGGAGAAGCGGCACAUUGCACGUGGCUACUUGGCGCCGCAGGCCAAGGAAGCGUCAGGACUGAAGGAGGCCGACGUAUCGUUGCCUGAUGAGUCGAUCGACUUUAUCAUUCGGCGGUAUGCGCGCGAGAGCGGUGUGCGUGGCCUUCGGAAGCUCUUGGAAAAGGUGUACCGCAAGGUGGCCUUUGACAUUGUCAAAGAACACGGCGAGGAGGUCUUCCCAGAGCCAAGCAGUGAAGCCGAGACGAAGCCUUCGCCGACGUCAGCGAAGAACGAGAGCAUUCAAGUUACCAAGCAGGAGCGCUCGCCCAUGGCCGUACCGCCCAAGGUGUCCGUGGUCAUUAAUGAAGAGCAGCUGCGGGACUACCUCGGUCCCCCCAUAUACCACAAGGAUCGCAUGUAUACAAACACGAUGCCUGCGGGCGUCGCUUUGGGUUUGGGAUACCUGGGCAAUGGAUCUGGGUCGUUGAUGCCGAUUGAAACGACGCUCAUGCCUGGCAAGGGUAACCUGCAUCUCACAGGCAAACUCGGUGACGUUAUCAAGGAGAGCGCAUCUAUUGCCCUUUCGUGGGUCAAGUCGCAUGCGUAUGAGCUGGGUCUGACCAAAGAGCCGGGCGACACGCUGCUGGAUCACCGCGACGUGCACUUGCACAUGCCCGAGGGCGCGAUUGGCAAGGAGGGUCCAUCGGCAGGUGUGGCGUUUGCUGUGAGUCUCAUCAGUCUACUGACCGAUCGUUCCCUGCCCACCAAGCUGGCGAUGACGGGUGAAGUGUCGCUGCGUGGUAUGGUUUUGCCUGUGGGUGGCCUCAAGGAGAAGCUCCUAGCAGCGCAUCGUGCAGGCAUAACGACCGUGAUUUUGCCGGCUCACAACCGGCCCAGUGUCGAGGCUGACGUGCCCAAGUCGGUGCUCGACGACCUCGAAGUGCACUAUGUGACGAAUGUGUGGGCCGCCCUGGACGUGGCCUUUGGCCACGGCCCAUGGAGUGCCCAGGCGAGGGUGUGGAGCUCGAACGAGACCCCCGAAGCAGCUAGCCAAUAA